AUGGGAAAACUCAUCAAGAACCACUGGGCCAGACUCAUCGUGCUCACAGCCGCAGCUUAUCAAAUUGCUGCCGCGCUCGAAGCAUUCUUCUGGCCUAAGAUAUUCUUCGACUUCAUGACGAAAGCAUUAGAUCCGGCCGUUAAGCCGGUCCCAGCGCUGCAAAUCAUAAACCUAAUCUUGGGGAUAGUGAUAUUUGCUUGGGAAUGGCCGUUAAAUCUCAUCGCCGGAACCUCGAUCCACAGGAGCAUGGAGGCCCGUCUCGCUACAUAUCCGCUUGCUGCACUCGCCGCGAUUCUUAUCUACCAGGGCACCAACGCUGCUAUUUAUUAUCUAGUGGCAAUGAUGGCCUACUUCUGGGCAUACAGUGAAGGCGAGAUUGUAUGUGCCAAACCAUGGACUCUACCACAGCGAGGCCGUUCCGGGGGAUCCAAGGCGUAG
This is a messenger RNA of Daldinia childiae, 438 nucleotides long. RefSeq names its product putative pro41 protein. The record is from RefSeq and is a predicted model, not a curated record. Lineage: Eukaryota; Fungi; Ascomycota; Sordariomycetes; Xylariales; Hypoxylaceae. The coding region runs from base 1 to 438 and encodes 145 amino acids. The transcript has 3 exons.